AUGAGCGGCAACCAAGCGCCCCUCCGGGCCGCCGACUGCGCAUCCGCAGGCACGGCCUACCCACCUAUCUCCACGCCCACCAUCUUGCCACCCAGCAAUCCUUGCAUAUAUGGUUAUACCUCAGGCGCCCUCCAUACUACCUACACGCUUCCCUACAACCUCACUACUGUCCUACCACACAUCUCCUCCUUCGGUAACAUCGACUGGACCGGCCAGAUCGACCCGGACACCUCCUCCGUCGCGCUCAACGGCACCGACAACGAACCCGGCACCGCACGCGCCUACACGCUCGCCGACGGCGCUAGACUGGUCGAGACACUUCUCAGCUACUCUUCGUCGCCGGCCGACCAAGGCACCUCAUCUUCCGGCUCCUCCGCCGCGCAGCUCGUCGAAGUCCACAGCAUCGCCCACCUGUACCAGCCGCUGGACCGAGACGCCACCAACGUCAGCCUGACGUCCGACUCGGUCGAGUACGCCGCGCCCAACGGGACCUUCGGCUUCUACGCGGCGCGCGACGCCAUGCGCGUGGCCGGCGCGUGCGGAAGCAGCAGCGGCAGCAGUAGCGCGGGUCAGGCGGCCGCCGCCACAACGUUUGACUUUUCGGCCGACUUCUGCGCGACUGAUGCCGACGCUGCUGCUCGUUGGUUCCGCGCGCGCCAUCUCAACGCCAUGGCCACGCUGGGUCGCAUGCUGGGUGGCGCAGGCGAGAACGUGACGGACUGCGCGAGCCUGGAGGCUGCCGGAGGUGGGGACGGCGGAAGUGCCGGGAGUGCGGCUGAGUCGUCGCCAAGUAGCGCGGCGAGCCAUCAGCAGAUCAGGAUGAGCAUGGGGACGGCUGUGAGCUUGGUUUUGGCGGCUUGCAUGGCGUUUGCGGCGUUGAUGGCGUGA
This is a messenger RNA of Lasiodiplodia theobromae, 888 nucleotides long. Its product is annotated as Bet v i allergen protein. The transcript has a single exon. Lineage: Eukaryota; Fungi; Ascomycota; Dothideomycetes; Botryosphaeriales; Botryosphaeriaceae. The coding region runs from base 1 to 888 and encodes 295 amino acids. The record is from RefSeq and is a predicted model, not a curated record.